UGUUAUGCUUUUUCUUCUUUUCCUAUUUCAAUUUGGUGAUACAGCAGUAAAUAAAGCAGCGAAGGCUUGAUCUGAAGAAAUUCAUGGGGGAGGAGAGGAAGUUAUGCCCACGUGGGCAUUGGAGGCCUGCAGAAGACGAGAAACUGACACAACUCGUUCAACAGUUCGGCCCUCAGAACUGGAACUCCAUCGCACAGAAACUGCAGGGUAGAUCAGGGAAAAGCUGCAGGUUAAGGUGGUUCAACCAACUAGACCCUAGAAUCAACCGAAGACCAUUCACCGAAGAAGAAGAAGAGACACUCGUUACUGCCCAUCGCUUCCACGGCAACAAAUGGGCUCUCAUAGCUCGUCUUUUCCCCGGCCGGACCGACAAUGCCGUCAAGAACCAUUGGCAUGUUAUCAUGGCCAGAAGGCAACGACAAAAGUCCAAGUUUUUCCUCACCAAGGAAUGUUAUCAAAACCAAAUUUUUAGUACUCAGUUUCAUAAUUUUAACUAUGAUUUUGGUUUAAUGGAGAGCUCUGAUCAUCAUCGACAGGCUCAAAAGCUCUCUAACUCAUCCAAUACUUAUUGGAGAUUUGGUGGGUUGGAUGAGCAUAAUCAGGAAGAGAAAGAUGAUGAUGGAAGUGUGAAGAGUAAGGGUGUUGCUUACAUAGAUUUUUUAGGCGUGGGUAAGGAUUAAUUA
This is a messenger RNA of Phalaenopsis equestris, 683 nucleotides long. RefSeq names its product transcription factor MYB52-like. Gene Ontology annotation, molecular function: DNA-binding transcription factor activity, RNA polymerase II-specific; RNA polymerase II cis-regulatory region sequence-specific DNA binding. The record is from RefSeq and is a predicted model, not a curated record. Gene Ontology annotation, biological process: regulation of DNA-templated transcription. Bases 84 to 680 code for a protein of 198 amino acids. NCBI's taxonomy places the organism in Eukaryota, Viridiplantae, Streptophyta, Magnoliopsida, Asparagales, Orchidaceae. The transcript is spliced from 2 exons. Gene Ontology annotation, cellular component: nucleus.